Molecule: messenger RNA, 220 nt
Organism: Schizophyllum commune H4-8
Lineage: Eukaryota; Fungi; Basidiomycota; Agaricomycetes; Agaricales; Schizophyllaceae
Exons: 2
Coding region: 16-198 (60 amino acids)
Source: RefSeq, a predicted model, not a curated record
GCUUGGCUCAUGUUCAUGACAUACGAAACUGCUGACGUUGUUCUUCUCGCGUUGAACAAUGGUCAGGAACGUCGACCCAAACCCGCAUCUCGCAUGUCUUCCUGCCGCGGGGCUUGCGUUAUAUAUGUCUCAGCCCCUCCUCCGCCCGAUGUGCGCCGUCCAACUUGCCGGACGCCGUCGUCAUCGCAACAGCUGUAGUAGGCCAGCUCUCCUUCAAAGU